Symbiodinium pilosum is the source of this 1329-nucleotide messenger RNA. Lineage: Eukaryota; Dinophyceae; Suessiales; Symbiodiniaceae. The record is from the annotation of a GenBank genome assembly.
AUGCGAUGUUCGAGUAAUCGCUCCAUUUGCUUUGGAGAGGUUGCACUCUGGGUGUUUGUUUCAGUGGAGGUGGCGGCAGAAGAUCUGGAAUCUGCAAGGCUGCAAGCAGCUUUGUGGCGACACUUGGAUCCAAACAAGGCGGGGCAUACUGAUUUGAAGACUGUUACACUCUUCUUCCACGUCCUCAUGGGUGCGGUUGAUGAUGCAGCCCAGAAUGCUGCGAGUGCCAUGGAGGAGCCUGGAGCAUCACCAGCCAAAUCAACACCUAGCGAAGGUGGAAGCAUUGCCCUGCAGUCUAUCAAUGAAGAGGGGUAUGCUGAGGGCGACUCGAUCCUAGCAGCACUCAACAAGACUGCUGGCCAGGAAGAUGAAGACCGACGGCUGGUGGAACUGCUGCUGCGAUUUGAUCCUCUCAGGCUGCGAACGGAGUUCCAGCCACUGUUGCUGCACCGGAUGCACUACCAGGGAAUGUCCGCUCAAACAGAACAGGAAAGGUCACCUCGGAAGGAAAAGGACUCGCCCAUUGUGAUCAAUCCUGUCAUUGACGCGCAGUCUCGCUCUAUGGCCGAGAAGCUGUUGGAGAAGCAGAGAAGUGAGUCCGGCAAAGCUACCCACGCAGAGCUUCUUCUGUGGCGCCACAAGCAAGUGCAGGCUCGAAAAGAGUCUCUGCGAAAGCAAAGAACCAAGGAGGAGGAAAAGGGAUGCACAUUCCGACCGAAGUGCAACCCUGCCAAGCCGAAGGAAGGACAUGUAGAAAUCCUGACGCCGGCAGGGAGCACGCGGGCCGAGGUUCUUUAUGCUCGAGGUCUUGCUGACAAAGAGCGGCGAAAGGCCAAGGUUCUGGAGAGCGAAAAGGCUAGAAGCACAGCCGAGGCACGUGGGUGCACCUUCCGGCCAAAUCUCUCCAAGAGCGUCAAGAGUUACCACAAGACGCAAAAGUCGACACAGGUGCCUCGAGGCUUCUAUGAGACGCGCCAAAGAAUUCGUGCUGCCUAUGAGAUAAGAGAGAAGGUGCUUCAACAACAGGAGGACCGCAUGGCGAAGAUAGAGCAGACCGUUCCAUACCAGGCACUAAGUCUAACAGCAGUUGAUCCAAGAAUUGGGCUCAGUGGAGUUUGCUCCCAAGCAGGGUGCUGCUUCUGCGCCUAUGGUUCUGAUCUGAGAUACUUCAUGUCAACGCUUCAGUGCAGAUGCUGGCUCAGUUCAUGUCUUGCAACAUUUAUCAAUGCUGCUGCUGGUCUCAGUGACUAUGCUGUGGCAGGGAUCGGCUCCCAUGCCAGACAAAUCCGUCUUUGCCCCCCCAUGCACCAGCCUCAAAAUCUCAUUUGA